Molecule: messenger RNA, 2436 nt
Organism: Ectocarpus sp. CCAP 1310/34
Lineage: Eukaryota; Phaeophyceae; Ectocarpales; Ectocarpaceae
Source: the annotation of a GenBank genome assembly
AUGCAACCGAGCCCGUCGCCGAUUCCCAUCUAUGUCGGCGACGGCUGUGGUCAGGCGAGCUAUAAAAUGUUCUGGGACGGAGACCCUAGCAGGCAGUCGUUCAUCAGUGUUGUGGGACUGUCAUCACCUCAGGUCUCUCCAUCGAGACCACGGCCUCUGUCGGCGCCCGCGCGAGGCGCAUAUCUCUCUACCUUUCACUCACCAAGACAAAAAUACCUAUCCCAGUGGUCAGUUGGAGGCUUCGAGGUCGGCAGCGAGCAGCCAAUUCGUUCGAGCUCGAAACAGCAUGCGUAUGUGGCAAGAGAAAGGUCCCCCCGCUCCACGCACCAAGAAGAGAAUGGCCUUGGCGUUGAGAGGGUGCCGGUGCUUGAACGAAUGCGGGAGAAUACUUGCAUGAGAGACGCCAAGCUAAGCAUAGGGGACCGGAAGAGGCUGGAGCGUCUGGGGCAGGCCCAGAGGCGAAACCUCGAGUUGAUAGCUGCACUCCAGACGGCUAAAGCGAGGGCCGAGAAGAAGGCUAGGAAGGCUCAAGACAAGGUCAAUACUCUACAGCCAGUCCCAGGGAAAGAGGUUGCCACGUGGAAAGUCGAGGUAACGCUGGUGCCGGGAAGGAGCAACGUUUCCUCGCUGUUCGCCCUAGAAACAAUGCCAAGCCUUCCUUCCAGAAGGAUGGCACUAGUUGCAGCAGGAGCACAAUUUCCCCGUGCGCAGCAGCACCGGGAAAGCGGAGAAGGUCAACCCGUGGGGACGGCGACGUCGCCGGUCGAGGAGCGCAUCGACAAUACGGCGCGGGGCGGCUGCGUCCACAGCAGCGACGACGGCGGCGGCUGCAGCGGGGAUACUCGGGGUUACCACGUGACGAGCAGUAGUCGACACGAUACGGCCCCGAAGGUGCUCUUGGCGCGCGAAACGGAAGCUGCGCUUAGGCGCGAGCAGAGAGUGGCGGCGGCAAAGGAAAAGGAAGAGGAAGGGCUACGUCUGUCAUCCUCGUUCCGCGCCAAGGAGCUGCAUGCCACAAACGGCCCCGAUUGGGCGACUAUCAAGGCGCACCAAGACCUUGUCCGGAAGCAACGAACCAGAGAUCGCGCCGCAUUUCUAGCCGCGACGUCUUCCCUUCCCGCGCGCAUGGCGCAACACGCUGCCAUGCAGGCCGUUGCUGAAGAUCGGGCCAGUGCCAACGUGCGCAGCGGAGUUCGGGAUACGAAUGGUGACAAUGGCGGGAGGGGCUCGGUGGGUGGAGGGGCGGGAACGGUGGAUCCGGGGGACAUAGGGCGGGUGAUGAAGAGACGGCAAGAGAGGCGAGUUUUCGAGAACCGCGGACUUGUCGCCCAAACCGCAUAUAAUCUAGCAUGUUUACCACCUCGCAGGAGACUGUUGACUACGACGAUGGUGGGCAGACGGAAGUGGGAAGCGUCGCUCGCCGCCGCGAAGGCUUGCUCUCGAGUCGCCGUAACCCGGCCCCUGACCCCGCCAAUGGAAAAACGCCGCCUGGCUCAAGAGGCCAAGCGACGAGAGAAGGAGAACGCCGAUCAGAGCGCCAGAGAGGCGGCGGCGAAUCAGCGGGUACAGGACGAAAGACAGCAUUUUCAACAGCUCGUCGAGAUGCUUCGGGCCACCGGGAGAACCUUUCGAGAGACCAAAGCGUCCGUGAGGAAGGCCCAGGAGGCACGAAAACAGAUUGUUAAGGACCUAGAGGAAGAGAAGCAGGCGGAGUUCCGAGAGAGGUGGAGGUUGAACCGAUCGGGACUUCGCCUAGCUCUCCGCAAGCGGCCCAACCUGCUGGAGAGGCAGGAGAAGUUCGCUCAGCAGCACUCAAAACGGCUGGCCGAUCAAGCCGCGAGUGCCAGAGAGUUUUUGGAGAGCACGGAAGGCUUCGCUGCGGUCGGGCGGCGCACCUUGCCGGGCGGCGGAAAGGGAUGGAUGGAAAAGGCCGCCAGAGACAACACGUUUAGCUCGAACGAGAAGGCCGAGCUGGGCCUACCUGUUCUCGUCGAAGACGACGACAACACCAAAGGGGCCAGCGCCGACGGCAUCGCCGUAACCGACCAAGACUUUGUCUUCACCGGGGCCGACAAAGACGCAAGCGACUCACCCGGCGGUGACAAUAGUAGUGGCGGAGACCACGAAGCGCCAUCGGGAUUGCGGGGAGCGAGGGGCGACGGUGAAGCAGAAGUGGCGGCAGAAAAAGCUGCCAUGGCAGAGGGCGGUGAAAUGGCGUCAUCUUCGAGGCCGGCAUCCGCUGGGGCAGGGGGCAGUAGUGCUACUGUUAGCGCGCAAGUCAGAGACGGUGCUCGACGCCAAGAAGGCAUCCCGAUGCCGGGCAGGGGACUAGAUGAGGAAUCCCAGGCCAACAGAACGAGCAGGGCGGAGACGAACGACGGGUCUGAGGACGGGAGCGCAGGCAGCGAUAACACCUCUCGAGGAGGACAGCAGUAA